Messenger RNA from Solea solea (common sole), 1254 nucleotides. RefSeq names its product adhesion G-protein coupled receptor G2-like. Gene Ontology annotation, cellular component: membrane. Gene Ontology annotation, molecular function: G protein-coupled receptor activity. The transcript is spliced from 9 exons. Gene Ontology annotation, biological process: cell surface receptor signaling pathway; adenylate cyclase-activating G protein-coupled receptor signaling pathway. Bases 1 to 1254 code for a protein of 417 amino acids. NCBI's taxonomy places the organism in Eukaryota, Metazoa, Chordata, Actinopteri, Pleuronectiformes, Soleidae. The record is from RefSeq and is a predicted model, not a curated record.
AUGCAGGUUCACGUUCAGCGGCGGAUGCACACGGAUGAGCUGAACAGCACUAUUUUAGACAAUGAGGUUCUGGCAGUUGAUAUGGGAGUCAACAUCACCAACCUUACGGACAAAAUAAACAUACAUUUCAAGAAUGUGAAAUACGACGGAAUUCCCUCUUGUCGUUCCUGGAAUAGUGAAGGCGUUCGUCCUCAAUGGAUCGAUGAUGGAUGCGAGACAGUGAUCAGUGACGGCGGCAUCACGUGCCAGUGUUCACACUUGACAUUCUUCUCUAUUUUAUUGACUCCGCUAAAUGAAACCAUCUCCAGUCCGGAUCUGAACAACCUUACCACCAUCACUCAAGUGGGCUGUGGCUUGUCCAUGUUCUUCCUCUGCAUUGCCCUCUUCAUGCACUACCUUUUAAGGAAGACGAAGGCCACGAUUACCACAAAGAUCCUGAUCCACCUGUUGUGGGCCAUGCUCCUGCUGAACUUGACCUUCCUGAUCAACGCCUCUGUGGCCAAUCUGAACCACACUGUGGGCUGUAAGAUCAUGGCGGCCGCCAUGCAUUACUUCAUGUUGGCCACGUUGACGUGGUUCGCCAUGCAGGCCUUCCACCUCUGCCUGCAGAUGUACAGCGGAGGCAAAAUUCUCAUCAAGAGAUAUGUGCUCAAGGUCUCUGUCACCAGUUGGGGAAUACCCAGUUUGAUCGUGAUUGUCCUGCUCAGCGUAGACAAAUACGGGCAACAAGUCAUCCACACUGACGAGGGCGCAAACAACGUGAAGAUGUGCUGGAUCACAGAUGGGGACGUCCAGUACAUCGUCAACAUAGGCUACUACGCGCUGAUCUUCGUCUUCACCUUCUCAACCUUGGUCAUCAUCCUGACGUGGUUCCUUUGCCUCAAGAGAACCAACAGUGAAAGCCCACAAGGGAACAGAAGUGGCAUAAAUAUGAUGACCGUCAUGGGGUUGUGUUGCCUGCUGGGCGUCACGUGGGCUUUUGCCUUUUUCGCCUACGGCGUGCUCCGCAUCCCUUCCUACUACAUUUUCACAGUACUUAAUUCUUUUCAAGGUUUCUUCCUGUUCAUCUACUACUACACCAACAGCAACGUGAAGGCGACGAGCACCAGCCCAAGUGUUGGUGUGAGCUCAAGCAGCAGCAGCAGCAGCAGCAGCAACACCACUGCCACCACUCUUGGAAAGGGCCUCAGUUUCUUAGAAAACCCCUACAGCAAUCUGCCCGAGAAAAAAACCCAAGCUUCAGAAGAUGGCUGA